UUCGGCGCCUGCGUACAGAGAGCGUGCGGCUCCGAGGACCGAAAAGGCAGGACAUGACACAAGUGGCACAUCACGGCCAUGGGAUCUCAGCAUUCCACCUGUGGUCACCCCUCCUCCUGCAGGCAAAAGAAAGAAGAUGACAGGGAGGAUUUGCUGGCUGAACGAGAGCAGGAAGAAGCCAUUGCUCAGUUCCCAUAUGUGGAGUUCACCGGGAGAGAUAGCAUCACCUGUCUCACGUGCCAAGGGACAGGCUACAUUCCAACAGAGCAAGUAAAUGAGUUGGUGGCAUUGAUCCCACACAGUGAUCAGAGAUUGCGCCCUCAGAGAACUAAGCAGUAUGUCCUCCUGUCCAUCCUGCUCUGUCUCCUGGCAUCCAGUUUGGUGGUUUUCUUCCUAUUUCCACACUCAGUCCUUGUGGAUGAUGACGGCAUCAAAGUUGUGAAAGUCACAUUUAAUAAACAGGACUCCCUGGUAAUCCUUGCCAUCACGGCCACCCUGAAAAUUAAGAACUCUAACUUCUAUCCCGUGGCAGUGACCAGCCUGUCCAGCCAGAUUCAGUACAUGAACACAGUGGUUGGCACAUAUGUGACUACUAAUGUCUCCCUCAUUCCACCUCGGAGUGAGCAACUGGUGAAUUUUACCGGGAAGGCUGAGAUGGGAGGACCAUUUUCCUACGUGUACUUCUUCUGCACAUUACCGGAUAUCUUGGUGCACAACAUAGUGAUCUUCAUGCGAACUUCAGUGAAGAUUUCAUACAUUGGCCACAUGACCCAGAGCUCCUUGGAGACACAUCACUAUGUGGAUUGUGGAGCAAAUUCCACAGCUGUUUAGCAACUGCUCUCGGUUCUUCCUCAGCAGCACCUGUAGAAGAGAGCACAGCAACUGUUCCCAAGGCCUUAGUUCCGCACCUACCCCAGGUGGUAUAAGCAGAGGAGGAAUUGAUUCUCUUAACUUCCAGCAAACAUCUUCCUGCCACUUAGGAGGAGCCUCCUCUCUACUGUACCAUUUAUGUUUCUCAGAACCAGCAGAAUCACUGCCCAGUGCCUAGCCUGUGCCCAGCAAAUAGUAGGCACUCAAUAAAGGUUUGCAGAAUUUAAUUCACAUCUUUUCAGCUGUUGUUGGGGCAUUUAAAUGGAAAUCAUACCAUGGUUCUAGGUUGUCAAACCAGAGCAACGUGGAGAUAGGACUGUUAGUGCAGCUGCAGACUAUUAUCAGUGUCUCAUCUGUGCAGAAGUGGCAGCAGAGAGGGACCAUCUGAAUACCGAAAAGAAGAAAGCACAGACCUGUUCAAUAUGUGAAUUUCUUUCAUCUGUUCCCAAAUGCUUGGGAGCUUUUAAAAAAGAAAAAAAUGGGUUUUUUUGUUUGUUUUUGUAGAAAGUUGCAAUUGUUUUUACCAAGAGUGUAUGUGAGACUUGACUUACCCUUCAUUCACUGGCUGGAACAUGGAUUGGGGAUUUGAUAGAAAAAUAAACUCUGUUUUUGAUUCA
Messenger RNA from Propithecus coquereli (Coquerel's sifaka), 1487 nucleotides. It is a transcript of the gene TMEM106C, whose product is annotated as transmembrane protein 106C. The record is from RefSeq and is a predicted model, not a curated record. The coding region runs from base 79 to 831 and encodes 250 amino acids. The transcript is spliced from 8 exons. Lineage: Eukaryota; Metazoa; Chordata; Mammalia; Primates; Indriidae.